UGCGACUCAAGAUUAUCCAGUCCGAGGGCAGAAAAACAACAAAACAAAUACGAGGAACGCGCUCGCUCAGGUCGGGAAGACUAUAGGGAAGCCUCCGGAGUUAUGGUAGCGACAAAUGCCUGGACUCUGUCCCAUUUCUCGCCGGGCCGGAAGCUCGAUCUAUGGCUAUACGGGACAAGGGAGUGAAUAUUUAUAUACUUUGGUAGUACAUACGACGAAGAGAAGGGGGACCAAGAAGCUUUGCAGAUGGAGGAAGCGAGAUGAGUGCUGGAAAGCUAUUUUCUGGAGUACAGUAAGAGCUUACAUGCAGAAUUCCAGCAAACGGGGGCAUGGGAGGAAUGACAGGGGAAUGCCCGAGUGGAGCCGAGGAACCAACAAAGCAAGUCAAUUCCUCAAGCUGUCCGUCAAACGUGUUAUAGCAAUCGCGUGGACGGCCUCGAGUGGAUUCGGAAGCGAAACCCGGGGGCCCCAGGAGGAGGGAAGAUGGGACGGGCAGAACCUGAGUUUGGCGCCCUCUGGGGGAUUGCGAGAUGCGGAUUGGUGUGACUGGCUAUCUCGAACCCCGUACGGAGUGUGUGAGUGGUGACGACGUUAUCUGCAUCAGGCUCGUGCUCCUCCUGCUUCGUCUCGUCUCGUCUUGUUUUGUCUCGUUUCCUGCAACGCAAUGCUGUCUUUGUCUUGGUUGGUCGUUUUAAAAACGAGAUAGACAGACAGACAGACUCGGGGCAACCACGUCGUCGAGGCUAGCGGACCAGCGCAGCAAAUCGCAUGCAGCUAUCGGCCAACCAGUCGACGAAUCGAUGACGCUUGCGUUUGGGCGUCGCCCGCGAUUAUCGUGCCUGAAUUGCACGCUUCCUUGCGAUAGUCGCCCACCACCAGGACGCUGCCGGUGGCCGAGAGUUGCAGGCGGUCCGCAGCUUCCAGCCUAUCCGCGUACAGGAUUUGAGCCAGAAGGGCGGGGCCUGGCGACACGCCUCUGGGAAUAGG
Messenger RNA from Trichoderma harzianum CBS 226.95, 987 nucleotides. RefSeq lists its product as hypothetical. Bases 116 to 586 code for a protein of 156 amino acids. The record is from RefSeq and is a predicted model, not a curated record. NCBI's taxonomy places the organism in Eukaryota, Fungi, Ascomycota, Sordariomycetes, Hypocreales, Hypocreaceae. The transcript has a single exon.